Molecule: messenger RNA, 294 nt
Organism: Phyllotreta striolata
Lineage: Eukaryota; Metazoa; Arthropoda; Insecta; Coleoptera; Chrysomelidae
Source: the annotation of a GenBank genome assembly
AUGGGAACUGAAGUUGUUGAAGAAGAUGUGAAUGAUGUGGAAGAUGUGGAAGAUGUGGAAGAUGUGGAAAAUGUGGAAAAUGUGGAAAAUGUGGAAGAUGUGGAAGAUGUGGAAGAUGUGGAAGAUGUGGAAGAUGUGGAAGAUGUGGAAGAUAUGGCUAAUUUUUUUAGCAAAUUUAGGAAAGCAGCAACUCCAUUAUGCAUUUGCUGGAGUACUGCUAGAAGUGCUUUCUCCCAGUUCAGACUGAGUCUCGUUGAAAGCAGCUCAUGCGAUCAAUUCAACGCGUACACUUAG